AGGAUCUUGCAUUCCUUGGAUUCCAUAGGUGGGUCAUUUUCAACUUCCUCCCACCGAUGCCACCACAAGCAGAAGCACUGUCUCCCCAUCCCACAGUGUGGAGCUCUGUCCAUCAGCCCUCUGCUUUUCCAUCCCCACACGAAGGGAUCCCAGAUCAUCAUGGACACGACACAGAAGGCAGUGAAGCGCCAGGCUAGCUUCUGCAACGCCAUUACCUUCAGCAACAGGCCCAUCAUUAUUUAUGAACAAGUCAGGCUUAAGAUCACUAAAAAGCAGUGUUGCUGGAGUGGGGCUCUUCGGCUUGGAUUUACUUCCAAGGAUCCAUCGAGGAUUAACCCUGACACUCUGCCGAAGUACGCCUGCCCCGACUUGGUUUCCCAAAGCGGCUUUUGGGCCAAGGCUUUGCCAGAAGAGUUCGCGAAUGAGGGAAACAUCAUAGCCUUCUGGGUGGACAAGAAAGGACGGGUUUUCUAUCGGGUGAACGACUCCGCCGCGAUGCUCUUCUUCAGCGGGGUGAGGACGGCAGAGCCCCUCUGGGCUUUGAUCGACGUCUACGGACUCACCCGCGGAGUGCAGCUCUUGGACAGUGAAAUCAUUCCUCCCGACUGCCUGCGGCCCCGCUCCUUCACCGCCAUCCGCCGGCCCUCCCUGCGGCGGGAGACGGAGGACACGCGCCUCUCGGUCAGCCUGUGCGACCUCAACCUGCAGGAGGAGACCUUCCACGUGACGGCCACCACGUGCCCCAUCCCGCAGAACUCCCUCAACUCCCAGCACUCCCACCUCCUCCCCUCCCAGCUGGAGAGCGACCUCCGCUUCCACCACCUCCGGGGACCCCAUGUCAAAAUCCUCGAUGACCAAACCGUGGCCCGCCUGGAGCACGCCCGGGAGGAGAGGACUUUGGUUUUCACCAGCAGACCCCUUCGGAUCAACGAAACCAUUUUCGUCAAAAUCAACAAGUCCAACGCCGUGCGCACGGGGACGUUGUCCUACGGGGUGACGUCCUGUGACCCCAGCACCUUGCGGCCCAGCGACCUCCCCUAUAACCCCGAGUCCUUGGUUGACCGAAAGGAGUUCUGGGCCAUCUGCCGAGUCGUGGUGCCCCUCCAGAGCGGAGACAUCCUGGGAUUUAUGGUGAAUUCGGAUGGUGAGCUGCACUUGAGUCACAACGGUGCCGGCACCGGCAUGCAGGUCUGCGUGGACUGUUCCCAGCCCCUCUGGAUGUUCUUCGUUUUACACGGCGCGGUCACACAAAUUCGAUUGUUGGGUUCCACCAUAUUAGCCGAGCGGCUGGGGCUGUCCACACCGAGCUCGCCCACGUCGACCCCCAAUUCCCCCACCGUCCUCUGCAGCGGUGUCUCCGACCCCAUAUUGUCUACGUGUGGCUCUGGCCCCCUCUGCAGCUCUAUCAGUGGCACAGCUCCCAACUCUCCCAUCAGCUUGCCUGAGUCACCCAUCUCUCCGUCCGUCUCAGGGCCCUGGGGAGAUGAAUGCACCAUCUGCUACGAGAACAUGGUAGACACGGUCAUUUACUCCUGUGGACACAUGUGUCUCUGCUAUUCGUGUGGGCUGAAGCUCAAGAAGAUGGCCAACGCUUGCUGCCCCAUUUGCAGACGGGCCAUCAAAGAUAUCAUCAAAACGUACCGCAGCACUUAGAGCAGCAACAGAUGCGGCGGUGGGGACUGGGCAGGUGGGGAGGAGGCUGUGAAACACCACAGGUCUUGGUCUCUAUUCAUCAUCCAGGAGACUCAAAAACCAUCACCCACCACCACCCUGAUCCCCUCUUCCAUGGACAACAGAUGAGAUGAGCUUAGACGCUGCUCUUCUAUCCUCCAAGCAAGCCCUGGGGAUGAACUCCAGCGUGUCAGGGAAGUUGCGAUGGACUGCUCUCCCCUGUGGAUUUUAAACUUUAUCUCAAAAAGAAAAAAACCCAGCUGGUGCAAUCAUCCCUUUUCUACACCAUGCGCAGCAGAGGGGAGUCUCCAAUGUUUAGCAGGGGCAGUAAAAGGUUCAGUGCUACACAUCUCCUUUAAGAGACACCGCGUGUGCAGAGGACAGCUUAGCAGAAGAGGAGAAACAAGCAACAUGUCUCCUCAUACAACCAGCCUGAGUGUAGGAAGCCCCUUAGAAAGGACCGAGCUUUGCCCAGGGAGCAAGGUGCUUUCAGUGCAUUCACAGCAGAAGGGUUUUGGCCAGUGCAGAAAAUGACCCAGGAUUUGUGAAACGAACGCCCACCCCAUGGCUACAGGCAGAAGAGCAGCCCCAUGGCAGCCUCUCAAGGACUGUCCCCAGCUCCUCCCUUCGCUGGUCCUUGGGGGAGGCAUCCAUGGCAGGCCAGAUGACCAGCACCGGCCUCGAUCCCUCCCAGCAGCGUCCAGCCACCUCCUGUCACCAUCCUGUUGCAGGACGAGCGGCUCUCCAACCCCACCACCCCUUCGCUGUGGCUUGUCCCCAGUGGUCUCCACACAGCAGGAGGGAUUCAGCAGCAUCUCUACCGCCAUAGGCCUGCGGCAGAGGGAGAUGUGCCUCCCUCACCUUUCCUCCCCCUACCAUCCAGCCAGCACUUGUGAAGGAGAAAAUAAAAGAAUAAAAGAAGAAGGAAAAAAAAAAAAAGAAACAAAAACCCCAACGCCACUGGGGAAGAAUGUAUAAACCCACAUGUCUGCGGGUUUCAUUUACUGGUAACUUUAUCACUGUGCUUUAUGACAAAACCAGCCAGGUGGUACUCAGCCCUUCACAGCCGGCCCGCUGGCAGGACAUGGCUGUCCUUACGUGUUAGGAAGAGAGGAAAGAAGAAAAAAACAAACAAAAACACAACAAUAGCUUGAGGGGUUUGGUUUGCUUUGG
Messenger RNA from Calidris pugnax (ruff), 2844 nucleotides. RefSeq names its product neuralized E3 ubiquitin protein ligase 1 (gene NEURL1). Gene Ontology annotation, biological process: nervous system development; negative regulation of Notch signaling pathway. Gene Ontology annotation, cellular component: postsynaptic density; plasma membrane. NCBI's taxonomy places the organism in Eukaryota, Metazoa, Chordata, Aves, Charadriiformes, Scolopacidae. The transcript has 6 exons. The coding region runs from base 160 to 1653 and encodes 497 amino acids. The record is from RefSeq and is a predicted model, not a curated record. Gene Ontology annotation, molecular function: ubiquitin protein ligase activity.